This is a messenger RNA of Alligator sinensis (Chinese alligator), 5720 nucleotides long. RefSeq names its product fibroblast growth factor receptor 3 (gene FGFR3). The coding region runs from base 92 to 2311 and encodes 739 amino acids. Gene Ontology annotation, cellular component: signaling receptor complex; membrane. Gene Ontology annotation, molecular function: fibroblast growth factor receptor activity; fibroblast growth factor binding; ATP binding. Gene Ontology annotation, biological process: positive regulation of cell population proliferation; positive regulation of kinase activity; protein phosphorylation. The record is from RefSeq and is a predicted model, not a curated record. Lineage: Eukaryota; Metazoa; Chordata; Crocodylia; Alligatoridae. The transcript is spliced from 16 exons.
AUAUCUAAGGAGCGAGACUGCCUUUCUGGAAGAAUUGGUGUUUGGAAGUGGAGAUACCAUUGAACUUUCCUGUAAUACCCAGGGCUCUUCUAUGUCUGUUUUCUGGUUUAAAGAUGGUAUUGGGAUUGCACCUACCAACAGAACUCACAUUGGACAAAAACUGUUGAAGAUAAUUAACGUGUCAUACGAUGACUCUGGGCUGUACAGUUGCAAGCCAAGACAUUCCAGUGAGGUCCUGGGUAACUUUACAGUCAGAGUAACAGAUUCUCCAUCGUCAGGCGAUGAUGAAGAUGAUGAUGAUGAGUCUGAAGAUACAGGUGCUCCUUAUUGGACCCGGCCAGAAAGGAUGGAGAAGAAGCUGCUGGCUGUGCCCGCGGCCAAUACCGUUCGCUUCCGCUGCCCGGCGGCAGGGAACCCCACUCCAUCCAUCUACUGGCUGAAAAAUGGCAAAGAGUUCAAGGGAGAACAUCGCAUCGGAGGCAUCAAAUUACGCCAUCAGCAGUGGAGUCUUGUCAUGGAGAGCGUGGUCCCAUCCGACCGGGGGAAUUAUACGUGUGUUGUGGAGAACAAGUACGGCAGCAUUAGGCACACUUACCAGCUAGAUGUGUUAGAAAGGUCACCCCACCGGCCUAUCCUCCAAGCAGGAUUGCCUGCCAACCAGACCGUGGUAGUAGGAAGCGAUGUUGAAUUCCACUGCAAAGUAUACAGCGAUGCCCAACCUCACAUCCAGUGGCUGAAACAUGUGGAAUUCAAUGGCAGUAAAUAUGGACCUGAUGGGACUCCUUAUGUCACAGUGCUAAAGACGGCAGGUGUUAACACAACGGAUAAGGAGCUAGAAAUUCUGUACUUGCGAAAUGUUACUUUUGAGGAUGCAGGGGAAUAUACUUGUCUCGCUGGGAAUUCUAUUGGGUUUUCACAUCACUCUGCUUGGCUGGCGGUUCUACCAGCUGAAGAGAUAGCGGAAGUGGACAUUGGCUCUGUUUAUGCUGGCGUCCUCAGCUAUGGGACUGGUUCUGUGCUCUUCAUCCUGGCACUUGCCGUCGUGAUUAUUUGGAGGAUGAAGAUGCCAAACAAAAAAGCCAUGAACACCCCCACUGUACAGAAAGUCUCCAAAUUUCCUCUCAAGAGACAGGUAACAGUGUCACUGGAGUCAAAUUCUUCCAUGAAUUCGAAUACCCCGCUGGUCAGAAUCACACGACUGUCAUCCAGCGAUGGGCCAAUGCUGGCUAACGUCUCAGAGCUCGAACUUCCUGCUGACCCCAAGUGGGAACUAAUGAGAUCUCGCCUGACUCUGGGCAAGCCUCUGGGUGAAGGUUGUUUUGGUCAAGUGGUAAUGGCAGAAGCAAUUGGGAUCGAUAAGGACAAACCAAACAAGUCCAUCACUGUAGCUGUCAAGAUGUUGAAAGAUGAUGCCACAGACAAGGACCUCUCUGAUCUGGUCUCCGAAAUGGAAAUGAUGAAAAUGAUUGGGAAACACAAAAACAUCAUUAACCUCUUAGGUGCCUGCACGCAGGAUGGCCCACUCUACGUUUUGGUAGAAUACGCAUCAAAAGGGAAUCUGCGGGAAUAUCUCAGGGCUCGUCGGCCACCCGGCAUGGAUUAUUCCUUUGACACCUGCAAACUGCCAGAGGAACAGUUAACAUUUAAAGAUCUGGUUUCAUGUGCCUAUCAGGUGGCCCGCGGCAUGGAGUACUUGGCUUCUCAGAAAUGCAUUCAUCGAGACUUGGCAGCCAGGAACGUGUUAGUCACUGAAGACAAUGUGAUGAAAAUCGCUGACUUCGGCCUAGCCAGAGAUGUUCACAACAUCGACUAUUACAAGAAAACAACCAAUGGUCGGCUGCCUGUGAAAUGGAUGGCUCCAGAAGCAUUGUUUGACCGGGUCUACACUCACCAGAGCGAUGUCUGGUCUUUUGGAGUGCUGCUCUGGGAGAUCUUUACUUUGGGUGGGUCUCCCUACCCGGGAAUUCCAGUCGAGGAACUCUUCAAACUCUUAAAAGAAGGCCAUCGCAUGGACAAGCCAGCCAACUGCACUCAUGACCUGUACAUGAUCAUGAGGGAGUGCUGGCAUGCAGUCCCAUCUCAAAGGCCAACCUUUAAGCAGCUUGUUGAAGACCUGGACCGGGUCCUCACUGUAACAUCAACUGAUGAGUACCUUGACCUAUCAGUGCCAUUUGAGCAGUAUUCUCCUGCCUGCCAGGACACACACAGCACCUGCUCCUCGGGAGAUGACUCCGUAUUUGCACAUGACCUUCUGCCAGAUGAGCCAUGUCUUCCCAAACACCAGCAGUGUAAUGGUGUCAUCAGGACAUGAUGACUCAACACACACACAGACAACAAAAAAAAAACUCACGAAUGUAGACUUGGGGGAGGCCGAGGACAACGGUAGUGAAGGAUCUUUGAAAGAAACUGCUUGAUAAUUCAAGACGAUUUUUGUUGUUGUUGAGCCGUAGAGGGUUGUUUUUUCUUUGUUGGGUUUUUUUUCCCCAUUUGCUGUAUAAGAAGUCAAGAAGCACUGUUUGGCCUGAAGGAACUAAUCUCUUGCCAAGAUUAUAUCUUUUUUUUUUUCCGAAAACAGAAUGUUAAGUCUAUGGGGUGCCGACCUCUUGACCUUCAGUAAUGUAUUAUUGAGUGCCAGAGUUACCGUUCUGUGCCUGCAAUACAAAGAAGAAGAAAAAAUCUUCCUUUAAAAAAAAAAAAAAAAAAAUGUAAAGAAUGUAGAAAUUCUUUGCUUAUGCAAUCUGUACAUGAACCUUUUUGGUGGAGCUGAAAAGCCACAUUGCCUGCAGGGAUUCAUAUAUUUAUAUAAAUAUCUAUAUUUUUGUUGUUGUUGUUGUUGUUGAUAUGGACUUCAUGUAGAUUUACCCAACUACUUGGAAGGAAUCCUUUUCUUUUCUUUUUUUUCUUUCUUUUUUUUUUUCUUUUUUGAAAAAGAAAUAUCUAAAUAAAAUAGUUGUGUCAUCUUAGAGUUAAUGGCAGUGGCUUAGCCAUAUAGGUCAUACCAUGCUUGCACUAGAGCUGGGAGUGACUGGUAUAUACAGAAGAGCAAGUACAUUCCAAACAGAAGGGCCAAUGAAUGGAGGUGAUGUUAAACUGUUCAUUUUUAUGUGUAUGGGGAGGAAAGUGUCAAGGCUGCUGGUAUAAAGGUACCGCCUUUCUCCAGGAAAUUGCUAAAUCAUAUCAGGCACAGACUUAUGUCUCUGGUUGUGUAACUUCUUGCCUAUUGGGGAAUCAUGGCCCCAUGAUUUUCUGCAGGGCCAUAUCUGAAUUCAGUGGUUUGCCCAUGUUUCUGAAGCUAAGGAUUUGGGUACAAUUUACUUUCAUGAAAUGGAUUUGGAUUUUUUUUUUGCCUUUAAAGGGUAAGUUCUAGUGAAGCAUAUAUAUAUGUUCAGUAGCUCUCCCCUUUAAAGUGAGCAAGUUGCCUUCGUCUAUCUGCAGUGAUUUGGAGAGAGUAAUUACGGGUACCUGUAGGCAAGAGCCUUUAACUUAUAUCAAAAAGGUUUAUUCCAGAGAAUUGUGUACAUAUCUAUAAAUAUAUACUGUAUAUAUAUAUAUAAAAGAUUGUAUAAUACUAAUGCAACAAAUCAGUACUGAGAGGGAAAUCUCUCAAAAGAAGAGCAUUGCAAUCUAGGAUAUACUGAUCUGGGCAAAAGAAAAGUUUUUGUUUUAUAUCUUCACAGUUUUGUUUUAAAAAUUGUACCUUAACAUGUAUAUUUGUAAAGUUAUUUAUAGACAUUAACAUAUCUGUUCAUUGGUUUAAAUAGCAUAGUAUUACUGUAAACUUAAAAUUUCACUGAGUUUAAGUAAGUUUUUAACUUAUUAAAAUGGAGAAAAAAUAUAUUAAUCAAGUUUUUCUUUUGUGUUUAUGGGAAAUAUUGAAAAAAUGUAUAGAUGUACAGUCCUUUAACAAAUUACAUUUAAUGUUUUUUAUAUAUAUAUAUACAUACAUACAUAUGUAUAUGUAUUCAUUUUUUUUAAAUAUUAGUUUAUCCUGGAUUGCAGUGAGCAAAGGUAAGUUUAUUUUUCAAUACAUCAUCAGUGGUUAAAUCCAAACAAAUAGGAGCAGAGAGGUGAUCUUUACUUAUUUGAAAAAAAAAAUAGGGCCAAGAAUUCUCCCAUCAAUUUAACCACUGUUCAUUAAGGGGGCGUGGGUGUUUAUUUUUCUAUUUUCGAAUGAAGGUAUUCUUUGUGGUUGACUUAAUAACAAGUAUGCAGCAAAGCUAAAUGUUGACUUUGGAUGAUGCACGUUUUUUUUUUCUUCAUUUGCUGGUACCUUUCCAUUUUGGGGUCUAAGAAAUUACAUGUGGGCAAAAUAGCAAGAGGAGCAACAUUCUGUCAAGGGGAGCUGAAAUGACUGCAUUUUUCUCUUGCAUCUAAUAUAUGUUUGAACAAUGCCAAUAAUAUCUAAUUUGCUACAUUGAAAACUGUAGGCGACUUAUGUCCGUGUGCCAAAAAAACUGCUUCAGAGCACAGAAGCAGGGGGAAAUAUAGUUUGGAGCUAGCAGGCAAUGGCAGAUAUUUUUAUGAGAACAUUUUACCUGCUACCAUGAAGAGGCAAUAUAGUAAUUGCACCCUGAUUUUUUUUUUUUUUUUUUUUUUCCUGGACAUACUACAUAUCAAUGAUUUAAAAUGACAGGGUGGCCGCAUUUCACGUUAGCAUUUUUUUUUCUUGGAGCCACAAAGUUUUGGUCAUAAAAGAAAUAAUUUAUAGUUUGAGGUUACUUCAAUGGAAGUUUGAGGUAGAUUUCUAUAGGUUUUGGUUUUUGAGAUUUUAAAGAGAAAAAAAAUUUGGGUAUUUUCUUACAGAGGUUUGCUAAUUGCGUACAUUCCCAGUACCUGAAGCAUUGGUUUUCCAGUAGUGAAAAAAGUACAAAACUGUGCAUGAUUUCAAAUGUUAUUAGAUAUUAUAAAUAUAUAUAAUUUAUUGAGUUUUUACAAGAUGUAUCUGUUGUAGACUUGUUGACUUUUUAACAUUUCUUAUUCAAUGCUUAUAUAGUUUUAUAGCCUGGACUGUUAUCUUUAAAAGCUAAAAAAAAAAAAAAAAAAAAAAAAAAAAAUAACAUUUCCAACUUUGUUACAUUUUAUACUGUUGAUGUUACAAUCCACAGAUUUGCAUAGCGUAAUUUUUUUAAUGAGCAACUCUGUUCAGUUUAUUUUAAUACUGUAUUUCUUUGCCUGGCAGCAGCAGGUGUGAAAGGUGUGAAAUGAACACUAAAUAAACCUAUUCUGCUUUUGUUAACACGGCGACUUACUUUUACCAAAACAAUAAAAAGAAAUGACUCGUUGAGUUUGUUUUCCCGCUGUUUAGGGUUCUUUAAAACAGAGCUCCUGUUUUUUCAGCAUCUGUCAUGAUGCAGUAAAGAUACACUGGCAGGACUACCCUAUAUUUUUAAGCCUGGCCAGCCCAUCAGUUUUCUACUGAUAAAAACAUUUUAACCAAUGUUAUACCAUUAUAAACCCUGUUGUGGGCAUAGUUAUACUGGUAUAAAGGUACCUUAUAUUAAUCUAGCUUAUUCCCUUCCUGUAAAGGAUUCAUCUGUAUCAAUAUAAACACCCUCAAACUGGUCAGCUUGAACCCAGCAGGAGUUUUUCCACUGACUUCAGCCGGGCAAGGAUAUCACUUGGUGUGCAGUAACUCAGCACCACUGAGUGCAGCAGAGCACAGCACUGCAGGGUGUUUUUCCAUGAGAGUCAGUGUCCCCCAAGGCCUUGGCAUUAAAGAG